Porites lobata is the source of this 3181-nucleotide messenger RNA. The record is from the annotation of a GenBank genome assembly. NCBI's taxonomy places the organism in Eukaryota, Metazoa, Cnidaria, Anthozoa, Scleractinia, Poritidae.
AUAGGUCCAAGAAUCACAGGCGAUGCUGUCAGCAUUCUUCUCCGGUCCUCAAUUCCUCGGCGCGGAUACAUGAGGAGAACUGGGCACAAUCCCAAGAAGUGACAUUAUGUGACAUCUUACGUAAAUGGGAUUUCAAGGUGCUCGAAAGAGAAUGGCGGACAGCUGAAGGUUCAUGUGCUGAAUUUUCUUAAGUUUUAACUAAACUUGUGUAGUUGCUGCUAGCGAUAUGGUAAUACUUGGUCGCAUUUUAGUGUUCUUUGGUUUAGCUGCUAUAUUACACGCCGGAUAUUCAGCUGUUCAAUGUAAGUAUAACGCUCAAAUUUAGACUUAGUUUUAAGCUUAUUAAAUCAUCUCUUGAUCGAAAUCCUUCAUUAUGCAUCAAACUAAUAUACUUUUACUAUUAAAUGUUUCAAGGCCGAACCUACUAUAAGUUGCUGGAAGAAGAAUUUCCUGGUCUUCCUCUUGAUGUAAGUUGAUUAGAGUUAAGCACUCGGUUCAGUAUUGAUCAAAAAAUGUUGCAGCUCUUUUUCUUCAACAAGUUUCAAUUAAAUAUCCAACUUGUUGCAUUGAACAGCCCAUCGUAUACCUGCCAACUCUCACGCCUUAGGCGUGAGACUCACGCCUGCGGGUUGAAAACUUCGAUCUCACGCCGGCUCACGCUUGCGGGCCAAUUUCUCACGCCUGGUUGAAAAAUGUGAGUUGUUGCCGUCUUCCUUGACACAAUUUCCAAAAAUAUGUUAACUCAGACCCAUGUAAGGAACGAAAACCAUGUGUAAAAUGAAUAAAUGGCAAUACCUUCCUCGCAAUCUCUGAUUUUUGAAGUGAAAAGCACUGGGAGCCAGCUCGUGUUUAGACGCGUCCUAAGACUUCGGACAUCUUCGGAAGACUUCUGAUGUCUCCGGAAGACUUCGGACUUCUUCAGAAAACUUCGGACUUCUUCGGAAAUCUUCGGAAAUGAUCGUGUCGUCUUCAAAAAUCCCAGCACUUCCAGGAUAAAAAUCUCACGCUUAUAUCUCAGAAAAAGUUGGCAGGUAUACCAUCACUAUUUGCGUUCAACAAUGAUCAACAUGUUGAAUGGCCUACUUCAACAGUCAACAAGGCGCGAGACACUUUUGACUGUUUAACAUUUCUAUGUGAUCAACAUAUGUUGAAUGCGGUGGUACUGGUUUACUGCUUAUAAUUUUAUUAAUUGAUUAUAACUGGCUAAAGCUAGAGUUUGAAAAUGCCUUAAUUAACCUCAGAUAGCCAUAACCCUUCUAGGAAUCUUUACAGUUAAAAAACAAUAAUGGGUUUUUUUGUGAGCUUAAUUUUAUUUCAGGGAGAUUUUUGGUCUUUUUUAUCAUCCUAGUGUUUUUUUUCCAGAGAGGAAAUGGGGGGUUGAUUUUUGUCCCCAUUUAGUCAUCCUCACCAUCUUUGAUUCUGAGUAUCACUCUGUGGGCUCUUCCACUCAUGUUAUGUAUGUCAUGGUUACAGGUGUGUAUUCAGUGUAUCCUAGGGCUGAUAAUUGGAUGUUUGGGUGUAGCUAAAGUAGCUGGAGAAUUUAGGGAAAUCAGAGCAGCUGCUGAGAUGGCCAACAAGUAAGUUUCAAAUCAGAAUUACUAAAGGUCAUUGUUAUAAUAGAGGAUAUUACAUGGGUGCACGGAAAUACAAAAUUUCUCGAUUUUUGAACAAUAGAAGAGAAAUUUAGUAUCUCCAAGUGGCCAUGUCAUGUUCUAUUUAUUAUUAAACCAUUUUCACUAAACUAUUUUUUCUACAAGAGGCACAAUUUUUUGAUGUAACUGUAGCAAUGGUGAUCUUUUCAAGUGUGAAGAUAUCAUGUUUUUGCUCGAAAGCUCACUUAGUAUUCCAUUGUUGGUCAUAAUUUAUAAUAAUAAUAAUAAUCAUGAUAAUCAUCAUCAUCAUCAUCCUCUUAAUCCUAAUUCACGUUAUAAUUUUUGUUAGCUGCAUCCUUGUAGUAAGAGCCUAUUGUAGGCCAUCUCUAUAGUCAUGUAUCAAACUUGGCCUUGAACAAAUUUACAAUAGAAUGGGGAAAACUCUGCUUCUAGCCUCAGUGACACUGUGCGCAAGGGAACACUACACACACAAAAACUGUAUCAUACUUUCUGCAGGAAGUGCCCCAACAUUUUCUUGUAAAUCUUUUAAAGACGAAAACAUAAACAUGAAAGCAUUUUUUUCUUCUCAGGAGCUGGGAAUCCCUUGGCAACAGACCAUCAUUUUACACAUACAGUCAUAGAGGGAAGGUUUUGUUCCAGAAUAAUGAAGUAUCCUGACCUGGGGAACUUGGAUUUCAACCAGUAAAGACUCUUUUUAAGUUUUGAAUACUAACCAACGAUGGAUGUGAGGAGUUGCAUGUGCAACUGUUUGUGGAGUAAAUGUGUCUCUGGAUUAUUUAUCAAUGGCAGCAGGGAAAACUCUACUUUCUGUUAACUUGCAGAUGUACAUAUUUUCUGUUUAAAAGACAGUGGAACCUUGAUAAUUGAGGGGCCAAGGGACUGGUCAACAAAUUUGUUUGCUAUAACAAGGUUUUGUUACGUUGAGGUUUCUUGUCAUGGGUAAAGCAAAUCAUUCUUUACACCAAUGACUUUGUUAUAUAGAUUGAGGUUCAUUAUAUUGAGGUUCCACUGUAGCAAAUGUGUGACCUAAGUAACGAGAAAAUUCUAAACAGUUGCAAAUCACAAUAAAUUAUUCAUUCCUGCUGCCAGAGGAAGAAUGGCACAAAUUCUCCACUUGGCAAAAUGAGAAAAAAAAAUGAUGUUGUGACAAGAACAUGUACGUGUAAUAAACCGUAAUUAUUUUAAGAUCAUGUUAGCAAUAAUAUUUGUGGCUUGUUUUCAGCACACCUAGAAAAUAUCCAUUUUCAACCGUGAAAAUAUCCAUUUAACCGUGGCAGGAUUAGCUCAGUCGGUAGAGCGUUUAACUGCAGAGCGGGAGGUCGCAGGUUCGAUUCCCGGGGCGGGACCAUUACUCAGGGUCUUAAAAUGACUGAGAAAUGAAGGUACUCCCUUUGCACUGCAAUCGGCAAGACCUUCGCAUAGCUCGGAUGACCACGUAGAAUGGCGGUCCCGUCUCCAUUAGGAGACAUAAAAAUAGUGUCCCCAAUUAGCACUUUCGUGCUAAAUACAUUGACACUCAAAUAAACGUGCAUUUUAACCCAUUCGCCCCUGAACCGCCCGUGCAGAUC